AUGGAUAUCUUUAAAGCUUUUCUCGGCCAAAAGCCUUCCCAGGCGCCUAUCGUCGCCGAUGAUGCAGAUUUCGCAGAUUUCGCAGCUGCGCCUGCGCCUUCACCGGCCUCGAUCCCUGCCUCUCCCGCCGAUGCGCAAGCAGCUACUGCAACGGGUGCUGCCGUCGAAGGUCGCCCAGUCGUUUACACGAAAUGGUACCGCGUGUGGGAACGAACCCAGCUGUCCGACUUCAUGAUGGAAGGUGUCCUUGUCCCUUUUAUCCUCUUGGCGCUCUUGGUACAUUUCUGGGGGACAAGGACAAACCGUCGCAAAGCGAAGAAAUGGAUGGCUGUCCAUGCUCCUGUUUUGGAGCGGGAGUUUGCAGUCGUGGGAUACAGUGCAGUCCCAAAUACUGAAUCUACUGGGGAAGGUGGAGUGUCCCCCGUGGACGCCAGCUUCUUUAAGCAGAUUGUGCAGAACAAGGGAGAUAGCAUCUCGGAUGAUCUGCUGAAGGAGAAGGCCGCAUGGGAGUACGAGUCGUACGCGACCGGACGACAAAAUGUGGCGUUUAUGGAUGUCAAGAUCUACCUGAAGAGACGCAUGAACCCCUUUAUGAUGCUGGCGGAAGAAAUCACGGGCAUGUUCAUCGAGUCGAUCAAACCCAAACCCGAACGGAUGGAAGCCGUUAUCUAUACCUUUGACGGCAAAGAGAAAGAAUUCGUCCCCCCAGCGGUCCCUGGCUCCGAGGAAGCAGGCAAGGCAAAAUCUGUGGGGAAUUCGACCUACGACCCGUUCGUCUUCGCCGUGGUCAACAAGUUGGCGAUGCGCAAACUCCGCGAGGAACGCUACGACCUCUCCCUCACAUUCACCAAGGACCACGCCAAACUCCCCGACUGGGCUACUUGCAUGAGCGAAUCGGCAGAAAUCAGUGACUGGAUGCUCACCAAAGAACUCAUCGACGCUCUUCACCAAGCUGGGCCCGACUACUUCCAGUACCUCAUCAUCACGGAUCAGCCGCAGGACAAACCCAGCAACUUGAACGAAACGGUUCCGAAAAAGCGCCUGCACAUCUCGCUUCGUCUGCCUUCUGACGGCAACUACCUCCCGACCCUGCCUCUGUUCGCAGUCUUCCUCCGCCUGCCCGAUUACCUCGUCUCGCAAUCCCACCUCCGACCCGAAGUCCUCAGGAAGAUCAACACGAUUCGCGAGCAAGAAAAGAGCAAGCUCAAGAAGAUUUCGGACAAGGAGGCGGAGGAGGAGAGAUUGAGACAAUUGGAUAAGAUGAAGAAGGAAGAAAGAGAACGGAAGAUGAAGGGCAUGAGUGCCGAAGAGCAGAGGAAAUUUCUGGAGAGAGAGAACGAGAAGAUGCGCAAGAAGCAGGAGAAGAAGAUGACGAGGAGAGGCUGA
Messenger RNA from Fonsecaea erecta, 1386 nucleotides. RefSeq lists its product as hypothetical. The record is from RefSeq and is a predicted model, not a curated record. NCBI's taxonomy places the organism in Eukaryota, Fungi, Ascomycota, Eurotiomycetes, Chaetothyriales, Herpotrichiellaceae. The transcript is spliced from 2 exons. Gene Ontology annotation, molecular function: calcium ion binding. Gene Ontology annotation, cellular component: endoplasmic reticulum. Gene Ontology annotation, biological process: endoplasmic reticulum calcium ion homeostasis. Bases 1 to 1386 code for a protein of 461 amino acids.